This is a messenger RNA of Nycticebus coucang (slow loris), 4279 nucleotides long. It is a transcript of the gene SLC22A2, whose product is annotated as solute carrier family 22 member 2. The transcript is spliced from 11 exons. Gene Ontology annotation, biological process: transmembrane transport. Bases 489 to 2153 code for a protein of 554 amino acids. Lineage: Eukaryota; Metazoa; Chordata; Mammalia; Primates; Lorisidae. The record is from RefSeq and is a predicted model, not a curated record. Gene Ontology annotation, cellular component: membrane.
UGACAAGGGCUCUGACCUCAGUCCCUGCCUCACCCCCCUGGGCAGCCCAACACGUGGGCUUUCUGCUCGGUGUCCUUGAGACAUGGGGCGGGGCAGGCAGAUAGGAGUAUAUUAGGUUCCCGGACACUUGGGGCACAGGGCAAGAUUAACCAGCUGUGAUGCGUGAAAGUGCUCAGAUUCCCCCACCCCCGUGACACAGAGAAAGAGCUAUUUGUGGUGUCGGUGUGAGCUGACCACAAGCUCAGGGAAGAAAACGUUACAAUAAAAGCGACAUCCUGCCUGGAAGCGUGCUCAGGACACUUUGGGAGCAGAGCAAGACACUCACCGCUGGACAGCUGCACCCUUUGAAGCCUGAGCAAGGGCUCCUCCUGAGGUCAACUCUCACCUGUCGACUUUUGGCCACGAUCUGUGCUGAACUGGCUGCAGCCGCUCUCAGCAGCACUCGGGACGGCUCAGGGGAUAGCAGGGGACUACCAGCCUGGGAAACCAUGCCCUCCGUGGACGACGUGCUGGAGCACAUAGGGGGAUUCCACUUUUUCCAGAAACAAACAUUUUUCCUCCUGUCUCUGCUCUCUGCAGCCUUUGCACCCAUCUACGUGGGCGUCGUCUUCCUGGGCUUCACCCCCGACCACCACUGUCACAGCCCUGGGGUAGCCGAGCUGAGCCAGCGCUGUGGCUGGAGCCCCGCGGAGGAGCUGAACUACACGGUGCCUGGCCCUGGGGCCGCGGGCGAGGCCUUCCCCGGCCAGUGCAGGCGCUACCAGGUAGACUGGAACCAGAGCACCCUGGGCUGCCUGGACCCCCUGGCCAGCCUGGCCACCAACAGGAGCCACCUGCCGCUGGGCCCCUGUGAGCACGGCUGGGUGUACGACACGCCCGGCUCCUCCAUCGUCACCGAGUUUGACCUGGUGUGUGCCAAUUCCUGGAUGCUGGACCUGUUUCAGUCAUCAGUGAACAUAGGAUUUUUUAUCGGCUCUAUGGGUAUCGGCUACAUAGCAGACAGGUUUGGCCGUAAACUCUGCCUCUUCAUCACAAUCCUCAUCAAUGCUAUAUCUGGAGUUCUCAUGGCUGUUUCCCCAACCUAUACAUGGAUGUUAAUUUUUCGAUUGAUCCAAGGACUGGUCAGCAAGGCAGGCUGGUUAAUGGGCUACAUCCUGGUUACAGAAUUUGUUGGGCUGAGCUAUCGGAGAACAGUGGGGAUUUUUUACCAAGUUGCCUACACCAUUGGGCUCCUGGUGCUAACCGGGGUGGCGUACGUGCUCCCUCACUGGAGGUGGCUGCAGCUCGCAGUUACUCUGCCUAACCUCUGCUUCUUACUCUAUUACUGGUGCAUACCCGAGUCUCCAAGGUGGCUGAUCUCCCAGAACAAAAAUGCUAAAGCCAUGAGGAUCAUUAAACACAUCGCCAAGAAAAAUGGAAAAUCUCUGCCUGCCUCACUUCAGAGCCUGAGACCUGAUGAGGAAGUGGAGGAGAAGUUGAAUCCUUCCUUUUUUGACUUGGUCAGAACCCCUCAGAUUAGGAAACGCACUUUGAUCUUGAUGUACAACUGGUUCACAAGCUCUGCCCUCUACCAGGGCCUCAUUAUGCACAUAGGGCUUGCAGGAGGCAAUAUCUACCUGGAGUUCUUCUACUCUGCCUUGGUUGAAUUCCCAUCCGCCUUUAUCAUCAUCCUUACCAUUGACCGCAUUGGCCGCCGUUAUCCUUGGGCCGCAUCAAAUGUGGUGGCAGGUGCGGCCUGUCUGGCCUCAGUUUUUAUCCCUGAUGAUCUGCAGUGGCUCAGAAUCGCUGCCUCGUGCCUGGGCAGAAUGGGGAUUACCAUGGCCUUCGAAAUGGUUUGCCUGGUCAAUGCUGAGCUGUACCCCACUUUCAUUCGGAAUCUUGGCGUCCUCGUCUGUUCCUCAGUGUGUGACAUCGCUGGCAUCAUCACGCCGUUCCUUGUCUACCGGCUCACCGACAUCUGGCUUGAGCUCCCACUGGUGGUUUUUGCUGUAGUUGGCUUGGUUGCUGGAGGACUGGUGCUCUUGUUACCAGAGACCAGGGGUAUGGCUUUGCCUGAGACCAUAGAGGAAGCUGAAAACAUGCAGAGACCAAGGAAAAAUAAAGAAAAGAUGAUUUACCUCCAAGUUAAGACGGUAGACAUUCCAUUAAACUAAGAAGAGAGACCAUUCCUCAUGCCAUGGCCUUGCUUUGGUGACACUGUGGUUGUAAACAGAGUUUUCUUCACUCAUCACAAAGCCCGUUCUAUCCAAUCUUCCUUACCCAGGAGACCAACGCCAGUGGAGUUUGUUGUCCUGCUGUGUAAGAAUACUCCUAUGGGGCCGGAUCCUGCCAAGCUCUUCCAGCUCACUCUAUUCUCAGCAUUCCUAGGACAAUGGCCAUUUGUUUGCUGGAAUUUUUUGCCAUAUUUGUGUUCUUUAAUUUGAUUUCUUUUCCCACAGUGAUAUCAAACCAGAAUACACAGGGGAACUGUGGCUAGUGAAACAGAAUAGAAAAUAUCUGACAAACAAUAAAGUUGGGAGACAGAGUCUUUUUUUCUUAAAGAAAUAAAACACCCAGCACAAUAUUGAGUCAUUCAGAAUGUAUAUAAAGAACUUUAAAUAGGCCUUUCAGUAUCAUAGGUGAGGAAAUUUUAAAAUACAUUGAUUAUUAUCUGAAUUAGACCUGAAGGGAACCUCAAAUGGAAGAAUUACGAAUACAACUUGAAUAAUCACAAGUCCUUCUGUGUUGAGACUGGAUAAGUACAAAUGUGUGAUUUUGACAACGUAGCUUCAGAAGAGGUCAAAAGAACAUUGGUGGCAAUAUAAAUCAUAGAUGAUAAUUUUUUAGUCUGGAAAAAAUAUCUCAACAUUUGUGGACUUUAAAAUUAUGUUAACAUUUUAUCAAAGUAAAAUAGUAAAUACAUUUUUUUUUUUUGAGACAGAGUCUCACUUAGUCAACCUUGGUAGAGUGCUGUGUUGUCACAGCUCAAUGCAACCUCAAAUGCUUGGGCUCAAGCUAUUCUCUUGUCUCAGUCUCCCAAGUAGCUGGGACUACAGGUGCCUGCCACAACCCCUGGUUAUUUUCAGAGACAGGAUCUCACUCUGGCUCAGGCUGGUCUCAAAGCUGUGAGCUCAGGCAAUCCACCCACCUUGGCCUCUCAGAGUGUUAGGAUUACAGACGCGAGCCACUGGGCCCAGCCCCUGUAGUAAAUACAUUUUUAAAAGCUAAAUACUAUAAGGCUUAUAAGGAAAACAAAAUUUCCUUGCCCUAUCCACAUCUACCAAUUCCUCGGAGAAAUUUUUUAACUAUUUAACUUUCUUUUUCUGAGAUUUUUCUACAUAUCUAUAUAACUUCUUUAUGUUGACAUUUUUUUAUAUUUUAGUUUUAAAUAUUAUCUGUCUAUUGAAUUUUUAAUAUAAAAGAUGAAAAUUUAGCUCUCUUCACCUUUCCCCGUAUCCUAACAUAUGGCUUUUCUCUUCCCUUUAAACUUUGUGUUGUCACAUUUUUAUUAAGUCAGACACUGAACGAUCAGCUCAUUAUGGCUGUUAUCACAAUGAGCCAUAUAGUGUACCAUGAUUAUGUGGCCUUUCAUUCACAACAUUUCUUUCUCCAGAACCUUGGUUUUUAUUGCUUUGGUUUUCUCCCCAUAUAUUCACCAUUAAUUUUCCCCAAAACUGACAGAGCAGUAAGUCUCAGCACAUUAAAAAACAUCACUCUUGGGUUCCCUUCUCAUAUUUUCCACCUUCCUGAUCAUUCCCAGUGCCUCCUCUUGUGUUGAAUCCCCUGCCUCCUACUUCCAAGGUCAUCUCUUUCCUGUUUUUUUUCUCUUAUUUUCAAGAAGCACAUCUUCCAAUGGCUUCCUGAGAAAGAAUGCCUGCCUAUCCUUCUUUGUUCUCUUCUUUGGCACAAAGUGGUAAAACCUGAAAAACUACAUUUCCCAGGCGCUUUACCACCUGACUUCCCUUAAGCCUCCACCAAUGAGUAGCACUGGCCAGAGAUAGGAAGGGCAGAAGCCAUUUUCCUAGUAUCUUGAAGAGGUGUCAAGCAACUGCAGUUAUAGCAGCUGGUGUCUAGAAUCAGAGGAUGGAGGCCUGGUCCUGCUCAAUGGCACUGGUGUUGUUCUAACAGCUACAGUGCACUGCACCAACAGCUCUUGGGCUCCAGCAGGACCAACUACCACAUCUUGGUCUUUAUGCAUAAACCAUUUUCUCUCUCUAGCGUAUUUUCAUCUUUUCUACUCUAUCAAUGAUUUUGUAAACAAGUGCCUACAUUAAAUUGCCUCUAUUUGAAACACCUAGAA